UAAAUAUCUUUGUACUUUUUUUUAUAUAAAAACAUGACCAUAAUACUAAAUAUCAUAAGAUUUUGGUGCACAUUCCCCCCGCAUACACCUUUGCCCCAGUGCUUUGGACUUGUUUGACCGUUAGGCGCACUGACAGCGCGACAAACCCACCGUGACCACUGAAACUCGGUGUUUUCUUUACCCGCUCGUCGUAUUUGUUCGCCUAAAUGCACCGCACACGACGCUGUAACCGAGCGGGUCCCGGGCGGGUUGGGGUUUCGGGGCUCCCGGCGUGAGGGAACAGCCUCUUCCCGCGGCGCUGCUCGUCCGUCAAAGGUAGCAUUGUGUCCGGUCUGGCAUCCGCCGAGGGCUGCUGCGGACAGGACGGAGGGAUUCGUGUGAGCCGAGCGGUCAGCCCAGGCUCCCGUUUGGGCUGGAGCUGCAGGUUACAGACGUGGUGGGAAAUUAAAUUCAUAAAGACAUCAACUAAGUUUCUCCGCAGAUCGUUGACGGGCGGUCUCCAGUCCCCCCGUCAUGUUUGGCCCGAUCCGACGUCAGACUCCGUUGAAGCCGAUGCGUCCCUAACCGCGCCCGCAUGGAGCUUCUGGGUUUCUUUUAGCCCCGCAGCAAAACCGAGCCUCCACGUCCCCCGGUCCGUGCAUGAGAAAACACGCAGGUAUCUGUUAUAAUCUGCCGCCAUGGCAACGCUGUGCAGACGCCCUGCGAAAUCAUAAGUCUGUUGCUAUGGUGACUCUGUAGCAAGCAGCUGUCACUAUGGGAACAUCCAGGAUGUUCCGCAUUUUCGUGGUUCUGGGCUCGGCUUUCAUGAUCCUCCUAAUCAUCAUCUACUGGGACGACGUGGGAGCCACCCACCUCUACCUGCACACCCCGGUGUCCCUGGGCCCCAAGAUCCCCCACCCGCAGCCCCCCCAGUCGAGGCCCCACACCACCCGGACCCCGUCCUUCCUGUCCGACAUCGACGCCUUCGUCAACCAGUUCCUGGAGCCCGGAACCGGGGAGCCCACGGACACGGUGCCGGUGGACUCCAGCAACCAGUCGGAGAAGUCAGAGGAGCGCUACGUCCCCCGGAGGGAGUGGAAGAUUCACCUGACGCCGGUUGCCGCGGAGCUACGGGAGAGACAGGAAAAGAGGCGAAGGUUACUCCAGGAGGUCUGCGCCAACGACAGCGUGCCGUUUCCGGGCAAAAACCGUUCGUUUGAUGACAUUCCUAACAAGGAGUUGGAUCAUCUCAUUGUGGAUGACAGACACGGCAUUAUCUACUGCUAUGUUCCCAAGGUGGCGUGCAGCAACUGGAAGCGCAUCAUGAUCGUCCUCAGCGAGAGCCUGCAGCAGGACGGCGCUCCUCAGAGAGACCCUCUGGCCAUCCCCAGGGACCUGGUCCACAACAGCAGCAUGCACUUUACCUUCAACAAGUUCUGGAAGCGCUACGGCAAGUUUGCAAAGCACCUCAUGAAGGUGAAGCUGAAGAAGUACACAAAGUUCCUGUUCGUGCGGGACCCGUUUGUGCGUCUCAUCUCCGCCUACAGGAACAAAUUUGAGAUGCGCAACGAGGACUUCUACCGGCACUUUGCACAAGUCAUGCUGCGCCGCUACGCCAACCAGCCCACGCCUCCCGCCUCCGUGGACGAGGCCUUUGCUCUGGGUAACCGCCCGUCCUUCUCCCACUUCACCCAGUACCUCCUGGACCCGCAGACCGAGAAGGACGUGCCCUUCAACGAGCACUGGCGGCAGGUGUACCGCCUCUGCCACCCGUGCCAGAUCCAGUACGACUUCGUGGGCCACCUGGAAACGGCAGAGGAGGACGCCGAGCACCUGCUGCGCCUGCUGCGGGUGGACAAUGUGGUGGAGUUCCCCACCUCGCAGAGGAACCUGACAGCGAGCAGCUGGGAGACGGACUGGUUCGGUCCGGUGCCUGUGGAGGCACGCCGGCAGCUCUACAAGCUCUACGAGCCCGACUUCCGGCUUUUUGGUUACGACAGGCCAGAGUCCAUCCUCAAUGAGUGAUUCACGCAAACGCACAGGCGAAAUGUAGUUUUUAAAAUCACAACAGCGGGCGCCGCACCCCCAACGGCCAGCGAGAGGCGUCACACACACCUUCUCCCGCCGUGUCUUUGCUGGACUGAAUGUGCACAUGAUUAGACACACUCAUGGAGUCAUUUCUGCCUCAUUAAACCACAGAAGAAG
Messenger RNA from Xiphophorus maculatus (southern platyfish), 2184 nucleotides. It is a transcript of the gene chst12a, whose product is annotated as carbohydrate sulfotransferase 12. NCBI's taxonomy places the organism in Eukaryota, Metazoa, Chordata, Actinopteri, Cyprinodontiformes, Poeciliidae. Gene Ontology annotation, biological process: carbohydrate biosynthetic process; proteoglycan biosynthetic process. The transcript has 5 exons. Bases 754 to 2004 code for a protein of 416 amino acids. Gene Ontology annotation, molecular function: sulfotransferase activity. Gene Ontology annotation, cellular component: membrane. The record is from RefSeq and is a predicted model, not a curated record.